This is a messenger RNA of Lonchura striata (white-rumped munia), 775 nucleotides long. The record is from RefSeq and is a predicted model, not a curated record. Lineage: Eukaryota; Metazoa; Chordata; Aves; Passeriformes; Estrildidae.
UCUCCAGAGGCUUUAUCCCGGUGUCCGGUCUGUCCCGGGAUGCGGCUGUCGGUGCGGGUCCCGGUGCCGCUGUCCCUCCCGGUGCGGGUCCCGGUGCGGGUCCCGGUCCCGGUGCCGGUGCGGGUCCCGGUGCUGCUGGCCGCGCUGCUGGCCGCGCUGGCCGUGCCGUGCCGGGCUCUCUCGUCCUGCCGCACGCUGGACCUGGAGGCGGCGCGGCUCAAGCGCAUCGAGGCCGUGCGGGGCCAGAUCCUGAGCAAGCUCCGGUUACCGGCGCCGCCCGCGGAGCCCGGCCCGGGCCCGGCCGCGCUGCCCGAGGACGUGCGGGCGCUCUACAACAGCACCCGGGAGCUGCUGCGGCAGCGCGCCCGGCGGCGCCCGCCCGAGCAGCCGCAGGACUACUACGCCAAGGAGCUGCUGCGCUUCCCCAUGGAGAGCCCCGGGGACGGUGAGGCGCAGCGCUGGCUCCCCACCCCCCGCAGUCUGUUCUUCGUGUUCAACACGUCCCGCCUGCGGGCCGGGCUGGGCCGGGACGAGUGGCUCUGGUUCGACGUCACCGACAGCGUCCGGCAGUGGCUGCGCGGCUCCGUAUUUGGGCUGCGUUUCCCGCAGGUGCUGGCGCUGUACAACCUGCACAACCCCGGCGGCUCGGCGGCGCCGUGCUGCGUGCCGCAGAGCCUGGAGCCGCUGCCCAUCGUCUACUUCGUGGGGCGCCGGGCGCGCGUCGAGCAGCUCUCGGGGAUGGUGGUCAGCGCCUGCAAGUGCAGCUGACCCCAAA